This is a messenger RNA of Radiomyces spectabilis, 1071 nucleotides long. RefSeq names its product fungal-specific transcription factor domain-containing protein. The annotation marks the transcript as partial. NCBI's taxonomy places the organism in Eukaryota, Fungi, Mucoromycota, Mucoromycetes, Mucorales, Radiomycetaceae. Gene Ontology annotation, biological process: DNA-templated transcription. The record is from RefSeq and is a predicted model, not a curated record. The transcript is spliced from 4 exons. Gene Ontology annotation, molecular function: DNA binding; zinc ion binding.
AUGACGAGUGAUACUGUCCCACAAUCAACCGCAACAUUGUGGGCAGAUAAUUUCUUUGCCUAUUUCAACCUGUUCUUCCCGAUUUUAUCGCGGCCCCACUUUAUGCAUCAACUCGUAACUCAGCCACAGAAAAUGGAUCCCUUACUUCGGAACGCUGUGUUCGCGAUCGGAUCCCAUUACACCAAGCACGUGCAUGAGACUGACUGUGUGAGCCGACAAUUUUUUAACCAAUGUCGAUCCAUGCUCCAUUUAUCAUCGGGAAAGCCCACACUCUCUUCACUGCAGGCAUUGGUGAUCAUGUGCUGGUACAGUUAUCUCCAGGACGAUAUGCAAACGUGCUCAGAGUUACGAUUGACCCUCAUCGCUUGCUUACGGGAACUGAACCUUGGGUGCGAUCCUGGCACUUCGUUGGAUACCGUCAACGUGGAAUUACGUCGCCGAGCAUUUUGGACAAGCUAUGUUAUCGAUCAGUGGCUGACGGUGUGUACUGGGCACCGUCUGAUGAGCUUGCGAAGAGAAAAGUGGGAUUGCAAAUGGCCACAACUGGAAGACACGGCCUUGCAGGUGACCGCGUUUUCACAGAUGAUCAAGUUGGCGCAAAUCAUGGGAGACAGCCAUGAACCGCAUCAACAACCGUUGGAAGCCGCUUUGACCGAAUGGUUACUCAAUUUGCCUUCCUAUCUCGAAUAUGGCAAAUCCGACGAUGAUACGCCGCCUUCGCCCAUGGCCAAGAUUUACCGCAUUCUCUAUUAUACCGUGCAGAUCAUGUUACAUCGUCCGAGCUUUGACCAUCCAAAUGACUUUAGUCGCAGUAUAUGCAUGACAGCCGCCAAUACAAUCAUUCACGUGGCAGAACAGAUGCACUGGCACGAUCAAGUGCGUUACCUUUACAACACCUUCAACACCUCGCUUUCGCUCGCCACUUCCAUCCAUCUCGAUGCCGUGCUUCACGCGGGGUUCGAUAACGUGCCGGCGAGAAUCAAUCUGGCCAAAAGCGUGCGUCUACUCAAGGACACCAAUUGCACCCUUUUACCCCAACCGGAGUUUGAACAUCUUUUGGAUCACUUUCUC